Molecule: messenger RNA, 2591 nt
Organism: Filobasidium floriforme
Lineage: Eukaryota; Fungi; Basidiomycota; Tremellomycetes; Filobasidiales; Filobasidiaceae
Exons: 6
Coding region: 145-2433 (762 amino acids)
Source: RefSeq, a predicted model, not a curated record
UGGAUCUCUGGCUUUCGUUGUGCUUGACCUACUACUACUGCACACAUCGCACAUUCAAUUUACUUUCAUCCACGUGUUGCUCCUCGAAUAACAAUCGAUAGCUACAGAUCCAUACCUCUUCCCGCUCGAGAACACGCCUGCAGGAUGAAAUCUCCGCCAGUAGAGGACAUGUUCGCCGAAUUGAGUAGCGAGGAUGGAGAGGACUAUGUCGUUCCUAGACGGAACAGAUCCAAGAUAUAUUACAGCAGAGAUCAACUGCUAGCGUUGAAGAACUCGCCGUUGGUCAAAGAACCUCAGGGAAUGUCUCCUGCAUCGGAAUGGUUCACACCGUCCACUGUCGAGAGCCAUCCACCGGGCUAUAGAUCGAGACAGUCUCCUUUCUUCGGCGAAACAGGCAGGGAUGCCAUAUUGACGCCGGGCAAGAAUACGAAACGAGGGAACGGCCGUUUGCCCGGCGAGAAUUAUGACGGAGAAGAAAGGCUGUCAUUCGGGCGGGGAUUGGCGAGCUCUGGCCGCCCGAGAAAUUUAACACGUAGGACAGACAGUGGGAUCCUGGGACGCAGUCAGACGGCACAGGACGAACACCCAGACCCGAUUACGCCAGAACGUAGAACUUUCGAUAGGACCGAAAGGAAAGAUCGACUAUGGGCUAAAACGGAUCUCAAGGAUGCGGCCGAAGGAGAUGCCACGAUAAUGGGCAGGUUUGCGAUGAAGGGGGCUUUGAAAUUACAGACUGGAGAUGAAAUCGAUAGGAGGACCCCGAAACAGGUCGACGGUCGGGAACAACGAGAAUUCAGGUCGGCCGAUCACAGCUCCAAAAGGACCGCUGACAGUACGUGGAGACGUACUACUAGUGGACAGGUGGAUAGAGUAGCUGCAGCCACCCCGCGACGCUAUGGACACAACGAGGAUGAACACGUUCCGGAAUGGAUGAUGGAUCCGGCCCCCACUGCGAUCGAUGCAACUCCUUCGAAACAGUCACAGGCGGGAUCCACGCAGAGCGGUCUUGACGAGAUCGCUGCGUACAGGCAGGCCAUGAAGGAGCGGGAAGAGCGACUUGCGGCCAGUAUCGCACAACCCGGACGGUUACAAGAUGACAUCGCAGAUCGUGCCGAACACCAGCCGCCUGGGUUAUUUUCCGACUUGUCCUCGUCCCACAGUGCCGGAUCUGGCUCGCAUCCGGAGCAACGAACAACCCCGGCGUCAUUUCUCCUCCCUCAAGCCAAAGCUAAAGUUCGCAAUGAUAACUUGGCUGCGAGCGUGUCAGACCCAGCCACUCCUUCCGGCAAAGGCAGCCGUUUCGCUCGGUUCUUCGACCCUUCCGCCUCUCCGGCUACCGCACACACAGCUCCGAUACCCCAACAAACCAUUCCUCCCGCUCAUACGACGAGACAAGAGCCAGUCGAGACACUGGUCGAUAAGGCACAAGGUCUUGCAGCCUUACUAGGCAUCAAACCUGCUUCAUUGGUCAAAGCGAAAGACGCCGUUCCUCAGUCGCCGGUCAUAAGUACCAAUAGUCAGGCUACACCGCCUAUUCCGCCAACUCUAGGUAUGCCACCAAUUCGUGAGGCGAACAUAGACCCGGCGACGCAAUCGGUGGAUCACAUGGCCCGAUUACUGGGAAUGCUCAAGACUGCCCAAACGGCUCAACCGCCUUCGCUUCCUGCCACGCCGUCCGCUACAGCUCGAUCUGCCCCAACGGCUCCGAUCUCCCCAAACUCUGGAUCGCGCUUCCUGGCCGCGAUGUUGAACGGUGAAAAGCUGAAACAUAGCUCUUCUCCGAUACCGCCAUCGACAUCUUUGAGCCAUCACGACGGAAGGACUGCUCAACGCCAGCUCGGCACAGAAAUGAUUCCCGAACCCUCAAACCAAGCGACGGGUACCCAGGUCAAGCUCCACGGCGCGCGCCUAACCCAACAGCCAUCCGAGCAUCAUAUGGCCGAAGCAACCCCUACGUUACCCCAUGAGCGCCGGAUGCCGGCCGCAACUAUCCCACGGGACCUGGAAUCACCCUCUAUGCAUUUCGCUGCGACCCAUAUCAGACCGCCGGGAAUGGAUAUGAUGCCCAAUGCCCCUACAUCUCUGAUGUACCCGCCACAGCAAAUUAGACCGAAUAUACCCGAGAUGACUCCGGCUAUUCAACAACAGGCUCAAUUCUGGCAACUUGCAGGAGAGCUCCCACGAGGGCCACACCCUCCUCGAGGCAUGCCUAUGCCAGGACCUCCGUUUCCACCCAUGAACAUGCCGCCGCCUCCGGUUUACGGACCUUAUCCGAUCCAGAAUCUCCCUCCAGGACCCGGCAUGCCUCACAUGCAUCCUCACCCGAUGGGCUUUGGUGGUCACAUGCCUCCAGGUCCUCCGCCUCACACAAUGACGCCCGAUGCGAUGUCUAGCAACCUCAUGGCGAUGUUGCAGAACCGGCCCCAGGCUUAAAGAUUGUUGCUUCUCCCUACGAUCCCAGUUGUACCAGACUGCAUUCAUAGCUAUCUUCAAAGAAGCUCGACCGACAAGGCUUAGAUAGUUUGCCUCGUGUAGUGAUUGCGCAAACAUCUCAGACGUUAUAGCGAUAUCAAUGCUACCUUGCAAGAUUC